AUGGCGACCGUUGAAAAGACCAAACAACAACCCAAGAAGCUCCCCAUCCAAGAGGACCUCUCCGACGGUGAAGACUAUGACAGCGCCGAUGACUAUACCGACGAGGAGUAUGAGGAGGAAGUACCACAAACCAAGACCCAAAAGGGAAAACAGCUCCAGAAGAAACCCCUACAGAAACAGAAACAACCCGUUCAACAAUACGAUGAUGACGAAUACACGGACGGAUCAGAGUAUGACGAGUACGAAUACUCCGAUGACGAUGAAGCCGUGCAGCCCUACUCAAAUGAAAAUUCAGACUUCAGGCCCAACGGAGGCAUGGAUGUCCUUCACAAGGAGGAAAAGUCAAUGCUGGAUGAGGAAGGCAUGAAGUUAAGAUUGGAACUGAAUCUGGAAAUCGAGGUCGAGCUCAAGGCACGCAUCCACGGUGACCUCACCCUAGCUCUCAUGUAA
Messenger RNA from Penicillium crustosum, 450 nucleotides. RefSeq lists its product as uncharacterized. The coding region runs from base 1 to 450 and encodes 149 amino acids. NCBI's taxonomy places the organism in Eukaryota, Fungi, Ascomycota, Eurotiomycetes, Eurotiales, Aspergillaceae. The record is from RefSeq and is a predicted model, not a curated record. The transcript has a single exon.